Molecule: messenger RNA, 2993 nt
Organism: Magnolia sinica
Lineage: Eukaryota; Viridiplantae; Streptophyta; Magnoliopsida; Magnoliales; Magnoliaceae
Product: dynamin-related protein 3A
Exons: 21
Coding region: 214-2682 (822 amino acids)
Cellular component (GO): cytoplasm; microtubule; membrane
Molecular function (GO): microtubule binding; GTPase activity; GTP binding
Source: RefSeq, a predicted model, not a curated record
CACCCGCUACAACCGACACGCAUAUCGCCGAACCUAAUUCCGAACCUGCUCCCCUCAAUCAAAUUCCAGGAUAUUAUACUCUCUCUCUCUCUCUCUGCUCAAAACGCAGUCGUAGAGAAGAAAGAGUGGGAAAGCUCACCAUUUCAGUUCUACGAAUUUAGGGUUUCUAAAAACCCUAGUUUUCAUCCUUUCCAUCCCACACAAAUCCAAUCCAUGGCGGACGAUCCGAUCUCUCAAACGCCAUCUCCUCCUCGGCCUCCUUCCAAUCCUCUCGGACAUGCCGUCAUUCCGAUCGUCAACAAGCUCCAAGACAUCUUCUCCCAGCUUGGCAGCUCCUCUACGAUCGAUCUCCCGCAGGUGGCUGUCAUCGGGAGCCAGAGCAGUGGGAAAUCCAGCGUUUUAGAAGCUCUGGUGGGUAGGGAUUUCCUGCCCAGGGGAUCGGACAUCUGCACGCGGCGGCCGCUGGUAUUGCAGCUCGUGCACACGCCGCAGAAAGUCGAUGGAGGGGAAGACUCUGAGUGGGGGGAGUUCUUGCACUUGCCUGGGAAGAAGUUCUUUGAUUUCGCUGCAAUUCGGCGCGAAAUUCAGGCAGAAACAGAGAGGGAAGCAGGAGGAAACAAGGCAGUUUCUGACAAACAAAUUCGUUUAAAGGUGUUCUCUCCUACUGUUCUUAACAUCACUUUGGUGGAUUUGCCUGGAAUAACAAAGGUUCCAGUUGGUGACCAGCCACAUGAUAUUGAGCUACGAAUCAGAACAAUGAUAUUAUCGUACAUCAAACACGAGACUUGUAUAAUUUUAGCAGUUACACCUGCAAAUGCCGAUUUGGCCAAUUCGGAUGCACUUCAGAUGGCAAGGGUUGCUGAUCAUGAUGGUUCCCGAACAAUUGGUGUGAUCACAAAGUUGGAUAUCAUGGACCGAGGUACUGAUGCUCGCAAUUUUUUGCUUGGAAAUGUGAUCCCCCUUAAACUUGGUUAUGUGGGUGUUGUCAAUCGUAGUCAGGAGGAUAUUAUGCACAACCGCAGCAUUAAGGAAGCACUUGCCUAUGAGGAGGACUUCUUCCGCAGAAAUGCUGUAUACCAUGGACUUUCAGAUCGAUGUGGCAUUCCUCAGUUAGCCAAGAAGUUGAAUCAGAUUCUGGUACAGCAUAUCAGGGCUGUCCUUCCAGGAUUGAAGGCCCGCAUAAGUACUCAAUUAGUUGCUGUAGCAAAGGAGCAUGCUGCGUAUGGUGAAAUCACUGAAUCAAAAGCUGGUCAGGGGGCUCUUCUCUUGAACAUCCUUACAAAAUUCUCUGAAGCUUUUUCUUCAAUGGUGGAGGGGAAAAACGAAGAAAUGUCAACAUCUGAACUUUCUGGUGGAGCAAGAAUUCACUAUAUUUUUCAAUCUAUCUUUGUGAAGAGUUUGGAGGAAGUGGAUCCAUGUGAUGACUUAACUGAUGAGGACAUCCGCACUGCUAUACAAAAUGCUACUGGUCCAAAAGGCGCUUUAUUUGUACCCGAGGUGCCAUUUGAAGUUCUUGUCCGAAGACAGAUAGCUCGUUUGUUAGAUCCAAGCCUUCAGUGUGCAAGGUUCAUCUAUGAUGAAUUGAUUAAGAUGAGCCACCGUUGUCUGGCUAACGAACUGCAACGGUUUCCCGUUCUUAGAAAACGCAUGGAUGAAGUUAUUGGAAAUUUUUUACGAGAUGGCCUAGAACCUUCGGAGACAAUGAUUGGACACAUUAUUGAAAUGGAGAUGGAUUAUAUAAAUACUUCACACCCAAACUUUAUUGGUGGGAGUAAAGCUGUAGAGGUUGCGCUGCAGCAAGUCAAAUCUUCUAGGUUACCUGUGUCUCUGCCCAAAUUAAAGGAUGGGGUAGAUUCUGAUAGAUUACAAGCAUCUGAAAAAAGUCUAAAAUCUCGAGCUAUUCUGGCUAGAUCUGGUGCAAAUGGAAUAAUCGCGGACCAGGGAGUACGAUCUGUUGCAGAUACCGAGAGGCCAGGGUCAGCUGGAAGUUCCUCUGGAUCAAGUUGGGGCAUUCCAUUACUUUUUGGUGGUAGUGAAAACCGUGCUUCUGCCAGAGAAAGCUUAGUGAACAAGUCAUAUAGUGAACCUGUUCCCAGCAUAGACCACAGGUCCUCUAUGAUCCUAUUGAAAGAGCCCCCAGCUAUCUUGCGGCCCUCAGAAACUAAUACAGAGCAGGAGGCAGUUGAAAUAACAGUCACAAAAUUGCUAUUGAAAUCAUAUUAUGACAUAGUCAGAAAGAACGUUGAGGAUUCUGUGCCUAAAGCAAUUAUGCACUUUCUGUUUGAGCCUGAUUGUGUUGGCAUGUUAGUGUUCUCCGCAACAUGUUGGUUGGGCUCCAUGCCAUUCUUUCCAGCCAACUGCUUGAACAUGUCAACCAUACAAAACGAGAGCUGCACAAUGUGUUCAUUAGAAAACUCUACAGGGAGAACCUUUUUGAAGAAAUGCUGCAGGAACCAGAGGAAGUUGCUACAAGAAGGAAGCGUACUCGAGAAACACUUCGAGUUUUGCAACAGGCUUUCCGGACGUUGGAUGAAUUGCCUCUUGAAGCGGAAACAGUCACAAAAGGUUACAGUCUCACCUCCGACCCAACUGGGCUGCCGAGGAUCCAUGGGCUUCCUUCAUCUUUCUAUCCAUCAAGUACUGAUUUUAGUACAUCAUACACAUCUUCUUCCAAGAACCUGAGGUCCCGAAAGUCAUCCCAUUCAGGGGAGCUGCGUUCGAAUCUGGAUGCCAAUGGAGGUGAACAUUAUUCCGGACUGGGAUCCUAUCCAGCAGUUGAUUUGUAAGCAUUCAAAGCCAUGCACAGUGCUCCAUUGUUUUGGGGUAUUUAAGCAUUUUUUCCCAGUUGGUUGCUCUAAAAAAUGUGGGUUUUUACUCCUGCUCUUGUUAAGAUUAAAUAAAUACAGUACCUUAGCAAGAAGAUAAAUGCAAGGCAGAUUAGCGCCAUUUUGUACAGUAUAAAUAAUCCAUUGUUUUCAUAGCCUUACAAUGCA